Messenger RNA from Moneuplotes crassus, 1569 nucleotides. Lineage: Eukaryota; Ciliophora; Spirotrichea; Euplotida; Euplotidae. The record is from the annotation of a GenBank genome assembly.
AUGUGGAGAACACAAUCCUUUCUUAGUAUAAGGAGAAAUCUUGCCCAGAGUUCAAGACUCAGUGGGAAAUCCUCUCUGAGUAGAAUCUCAGAGAGAAGAUUUGCUGCACAAAUCUUCAACAACUGUGACGAAGCUAUCCAUGAUAUGAAAGAUGGAUCCAAGAUUGCUUGUGGAGGCUUUGGAAUUUGAGGUAUCCCUGAAAAUCUGAUAGAGUCUAUCAAGAAUAAAAAUCUCAGAGAACUCACUUGCAUUUCUAACAAUGGAGGUCUUUCAGAUUGGGGUCUCGGAAGGCUUAUGAUUAAUAGACAAGUCAAAAGAAUGAUAGGAGGGUCUAUCAUGGAGAAUAAACUAUACGAAAAACAAUACCUUGAAGGAAAUAUGGAAGUGGAAUUCAUCCCACAAGGCACUCUUGCAGAGAGACUGAGGGCAGCAGGAAAUGGGAUCCCUGCUUUCUAUACUCAGACUGGUGUGGGAACCUUCUUAGAACAUGGAGGAUUCCCAAUCAGGAUGCCUCAGGACGGAGAGGAGGCUACCUUAGUUACAACUCCAAGAGAAGUUAAAAUCUUUGAUGGCACUAAAUAUCUUUUAGAAGAAGCUCUUAAGGCUGAUUAUGCUAUUGUCAAAGGAUGGAAAGCUGAUGAAAAAGGUAACGUAGUAUUCAGGAAAUCAGCAAGAAACUUCAACAUUGAUUGUGCUAAAGCUGCUCAAACAUGCAUUGUUGAGGUAGAAGAGAUAGUUCCGACUGGAACUCUUGAUCCUGAUACCAUCCAUCUUCCUCAUAUUUUCGUUCAAAGAUUAGUUCAAUGUGAUCAUUACGAGAAAAGAGUGGAACAGCUUACCGUUUCUAAUGAAGAUGGCAAAGUCGAUGCUUCUUCGCUUGGCAGAAAUGCUGGAAAAAUCUCAGAAUCUUCCUUAAGAAGAAAAAGAAUCGCAAUGAAAGGAGCCAAGGAUGUGAAGGAUGGUAUGUACAUUAACUUGGGAAUCGGGAUCCCAACUUUGAUCUCCAAUUUUAUCCCAGAAGAACUUGAUGUGACCUUCCAGAGUGAGAAUGGUAUCCUUGGAAUGGGAGGAUUCCCAUUAGAGAAGGAUGUAGAUCCUGACCUAAUAAAUGCAGGAAAGCAGACAGUUGUUACAGUGCCAGGAGCCAGUUUCUUCUCAUCAUCAGAAUCUUUCGGGAUGAUCAGAGGAAAGCAUAUUGAUAUCACAUUCUUGGGAGGAUUCCAAGUAUCUGAAAGAGGAGAUCUAGCGAACUGGAUCAUCCCAAAGAAACUUGUCAAAGGAAUGGGCGGUGCAAUGGAUUUGGUUCAAGGAGCUAAGAAGACAGUUAUCAUGAUGGAGCAUGUUGCAAAAGGCAAUCAGCUCAAGGUUCUCAAAGAAUGUGAGCUCCCUCUCACUGGAGAGAAUUGUGUUGACGAGCUAAUCACAGACCUUGCUGUCUUUAGAUGGAAUGAAGAGAGACAGAUGAUAUUAGAAGAGGUAGCCUUCGAUACAACAGUUGAAGAAGUCAGAAAGCUAACGACUGCAAGAUUCAAAGUCUCUGAUAAUUUGAAGAAAUUUUAUGAUGAAUAG